AUGACUUCCUACUCUCAGUUUCUAACAGAUGCGCAGAAGGAUGAAUUGCGACAAAUCGCUAAUCAAAUUGUAACACCUGGUAAAGGUAUUCUUGCUGCGGAUGAGAGUACUGGAAGCAUGGACAAAAAACUGAAGCCAAUUGGGCUUGAAAAUGUUGAAGAAAAUCGACGUUUGUAUCGUCAGCUUCUUUUCACAGCUGGUGAUGAAAUGAGUAAGUAUAUUUCUGGUGUUAUUAUGUUUCAUGAGACAUUCUACCAGAAAGCAGAUGAUGGUACACCAUUUGUUCAAGUCCUACAAAAGAAGGGUAUUCUCCCAGGCAUCAAAGUUGAUAAAGGUGUUAUUCCAAUGGCAGGCACUGUUGGUGAAGGUACCACGCAAGGCUUAGAUGAUUUGAACAACCGAUGUGCCCAGUACAAGAAGGAUGGUGCACAGUUUGCUAAAUGGCGCUGCGUGCAUAAAAUUGGUGCAACAACACCUAGCCAUAUGGCUCUGGUUGAAAUUGCUGAAGUUUUGGCUCGUUAUGCUUCAAUCUGCCAGCAGCAUGGUUUGGUACCAAUUGUAGAACCCGAAACUUUGCCCGAUGGUGAACAUGAUCUUCAUCGAUGUCAGAAGGUCACAGAACUUGUCCUGUCAUAUACGUACAAGGCGCUGAUUGAUCAUCAUGUUUACUUGGAGGGGACAUUACUGAAACCAAAUAUGUGUAUGCCAGGUAUGCAAUACAAGGGACAAUGUUCACAUGAAGAUAUUGCACGAGCCACCGUUACUGCUCUUCAGCGCACGGUUCCAGUGGCUGUACCGGGUAUCGUCUUCCUUUCGGGCGGUCAGUCUGAGGAAGAUGCGACACUUAAUUUGAAUGCGAUCAAUCAGUUUCCAGGUAAAAAGCCGUGGGCUUUGACCUUCAGUUACGGUCGAGCAUUGCAAGCAUCAGCUCUUGCAGCCUGGGGUGGUAAAUUGGAAAACAUUCAAGCUGCCAAAGAAGCAUUCUUGAAACGUGCACAGGCAAAUUCGCUCGCACAAUUGGGUAAAUAUGCCGGAGGUGCAGGUUCUGGUGCAGCAGCACAAAAUCUCUAUGUUGCUAAUCAUGCGUACUAG
Brugia malayi is the source of this 1092-nucleotide messenger RNA. RefSeq names its product fructose-bisphosphate aldolase 1, putative (gene Bma-aldo-1). Gene Ontology annotation, biological process: fructose 1,6-bisphosphate metabolic process; glycolytic process. Gene Ontology annotation, molecular function: fructose-bisphosphate aldolase activity. The transcript is spliced from 8 exons. Lineage: Eukaryota; Metazoa; Nematoda; Chromadorea; Rhabditida; Onchocercidae. The record is from RefSeq and is a predicted model, not a curated record. Gene Ontology annotation, cellular component: cytosol. Bases 1 to 1092 code for a protein of 363 amino acids.